CAAUAAAGUAAUGGCACUGCCCAUUCCCAUCAUCCAUCUCGCAAUGAGAGGUUAAAGUUCAUUCCAAGCUGUGGAUCAAAACUUUGUUGUUUACUAAUUUGUUGUAUUAAGACAUUCACAGCUAUAUUUUGUCAAUAAUGAAGGAAGUGCCCAUGUCUACAUGUGAGCGGGAAUUUAUCCUGAAAGCGAUACGAGACAGGAAGCGGAUAGAUGGACGACAAACAUACGACUACCGCAGACUGAAGGUGUCAUUUGGUAUGGAGCGUGGCUGUUGUAUUGUUGACCUAGGAGACACAAAGGUUCUGGCCCAGGUUUCAGGUAAGAUAGAAGAACCCAAAAAGAACAGACCAACAGAAGGGUCCAUUAUUAUCAACCUGGAGCUGUCACCGAUGGCCUCACCUGCAUUUGAACCAGGAAGACCCACAGAGUCUGGUAUUGAGAUGAACAGGAUACUGGAGAGGAACAUCAGAGACUCCAGAGCUGUGGAUACAGAGUCACUCUGCAUUGUAGCUGGGGAAAAGGUGUGGUCCAUUAGAGCAGAUGUCCAUGUGUUGAAUGAUGAAGGAAAUAUCAUGGAUGCAGCCAGCAUCGCAGCCAUAACAGCUCUGAGUCACUUCAGGAGACCGGAUGUGUCUGUGAUGGGAGAAGAAGUUACAGUUCAUUCACCAGAAGACAGAGAUCCUGUACCCCUCAGUGUUCAUCACAUGCCAGUCUGUGUCACAUUUGCUUUCUUUGAUCAAGGGGAGUUUUUACUGGUUGACCCUAACCGUUCAGAGGAGCGUGUAAUGGAUGGGAGGAUGGUGGUGGGGAUGAACAUGCACCGAGAGAUCUGUACCCUCAUGAUGAGCGGGGGCAUGCUACUGGUCAAGGAACAGGUUUUAAGAUGUUCCCAGAUUGCCACAGUCAAAGUGGCAGAAAUCAUAGAGCUGAUUCAGAGGGCACUGGACAAGGAUGCCCAGGCAAGGCAAGCUGGAGAGAAGUGUGGUUUUGCAGAAUCAGUCCCUACCAACAAAAUAACCACCAACAGAAAGGAAGCCACUGCAAUAGACACAACAGCAGCAGCACAGCAGGCCAGUCAGGUCAUACAGGAGGCUGGGCCAGUGGACAAACCGAUGUCCAAUAUGCUUGUACAGGCACCUGGAACAGUACAGAUAGGUGAAGGACUAGUGAACACCUGGGAUGUAGAUGAUGAAGACAUGGAGUCAGAGGAAAAAGAGGGGAGAGAAAAGAGUGUAACCAAUGGGAGAGAAGCUGUGGCUACUUCCAAACCAACUGAGAGGAAAAGACCUGUUAAAGCUGGUGAGGGUACUGUGUCCCAUGCAGAGGGCAGCGAUAGUGAGGAAGAAGAAACAGUAAUGCUGUUCCAGGGAGAUGAUGAAACAAAGUCUACAGAAGAGCCUGACUCCACUGCACUCAUGCAACCUUCCAACAGUGAUAAACCAGCCAAGAAGAAGGGCAAGAAAAAGAAAGCUGCACAGAAAUAAUUCAUUAAGAAUUUUAUGGAUACUGAAUAGAACAGACAUUUGUCUCGUAGGCAAACUGCAAUAUGCAGGUCUCAGAUUAAAAGUAUUUUUUACUUUUGGUAUGCCAUGUUUCUAACUGUUAGCAGUAUGUGAUGUGUGUCAUUCAUUCUCACUUGACAUGGCAAAUCCAUCAUUAAAACAUCAAUAUCA
This is a messenger RNA of Branchiostoma floridae (Florida lancelet), 1673 nucleotides long. Its product is annotated as exosome complex component RRP45-like. The transcript has 14 exons. Gene Ontology annotation, cellular component: nuclear exosome (RNase complex); cytoplasmic exosome (RNase complex). Lineage: Eukaryota; Metazoa; Chordata; Leptocardii; Amphioxiformes; Branchiostomatidae. The record is from RefSeq and is a predicted model, not a curated record. The coding region runs from base 138 to 1484 and encodes 448 amino acids. Gene Ontology annotation, biological process: exonucleolytic trimming to generate mature 3'-end of 5.8S rRNA from tricistronic rRNA transcript (SSU-rRNA, 5.8S rRNA, LSU-rRNA); U4 snRNA 3'-end processing; nuclear mRNA surveillance.